GCGCUCAGACCUAGGUGGCGGCAACAUGGCUAAAUGCACCAAGAAGGUCAGAAUGGUGGGUAAAUACGGGACCCAUUAUGGUGCCUCCCUCCGGAAAAUGGUGAAGACAAUUGAAAUCAGCCAGCACGCCAAGUACACUUGCUCCUUCUGUGGCAAAACCAAGAUGAAGAGACGAGCUGUGGGCAUUUCGCACUGUGGUUCCCGCAUGAAAACGGUAGCUGGUGGUGCCUGGACCUACGACACCACUUCUGCCGCCGCAGUAAAGUCAGCCGUCAGAAGACGGAAGGAACUGAAGGACCAGUAGAAGGGCCACCAUUUGAAACAUUGCUAGCCUACAAUAAAUGGGUUAAUUUAGG
Orcinus orca (killer whale) is the source of this 356-nucleotide messenger RNA. Its product is annotated as 60S ribosomal protein L37a-like. Gene Ontology annotation, cellular component: ribosome. The record is from RefSeq and is a predicted model, not a curated record. Bases 26 to 304 code for a protein of 92 amino acids. The transcript has a single exon. NCBI's taxonomy places the organism in Eukaryota, Metazoa, Chordata, Mammalia, Artiodactyla, Delphinidae. Gene Ontology annotation, biological process: translation. Gene Ontology annotation, molecular function: structural constituent of ribosome.